Pseudogymnoascus destructans is the source of this 4081-nucleotide messenger RNA. RefSeq lists its product as uncharacterized. Bases 345 to 3635 code for a protein of 1096 amino acids. The transcript has 6 exons. Lineage: Eukaryota; Fungi; Ascomycota; Leotiomycetes; Thelebolales; Thelebolaceae. The record is from RefSeq and is a predicted model, not a curated record.
UCCCUUUCCCUUUCCCUUUCCCUUUCCCUUUCCCUUUCCCUUUCCCUUUCCCUUUCCUACCAUACUGCUACUACCUAACCCUCACUCUUAUUAUCAAUUUAUCAACAAGCCUACCUCGACUCGAAUCUACGAGCCAAAUAGCACACAAGGCUGAUAUACCUCCGCUUAUAAGUGGUUUCUCCCUACCGAACAGCGAACACUUACCCGCAACCCAUCAAGGCAGGCUUACUGCCCUCGAAAGAAAGCGAUUGAUCGACUAUGCGACUCUAGCUCCUUGUCCAAUACAACACCGCCACAUAAUCAUAACAUCAACACACGGUCCGAUCCGAUCGAUCUCAGAGAAGAUGGUCGGUUUCUUCUCGAGGCUGAAGGGCAAGGAUGGCCCGACCGCUCUGACCAAGUCGAAGAAGGGACAGCAGGUGGCGUCGCAGGUCCUGCCCGCGAAGCCCAAAUGGUCUGAUGCCUGGACGCGCACCAGUGUUGAGGCGGAGGAGGUGCAGGAGCUGUUGAAGGGGUGCACGACCGAACUGAAGUCUAGAGCUCUCGAUGUCCCGUUUUUCCUACUCCCAUUCCGACCCACCUCAGACCCGAGCGCAGCGCGCACCUUCAUAAGGAAUUACUUCGAUGGGAAGCAGACUCUUCAGGGCAAUGAUCUGCUGCAAGAACUGCGCCUGACGGAGCCAAUAGUGCUGUGCAGCGUGGUGAAAUGGUGCUGGAGCAGAUUGGCAGGAGGUGUUGUAACGUGGGAUUCGUAUGAGAUGUUCAGAAUUGGAGAACUAGAUUCGGAGAUGGCUAGAGAUUCCUUCACUGCUUUCAUUCCUGUUGGCGCGGAUUCAGAUGCGCGCUCAAAGAUUAUAUUCGAUUUCUUCGAUCUGCUAGCUGCUGUUGCGGCGCAUGGAAAGAAAAAUGGUCUGGGAGGCCGAAAAUUGUCGAGGUUAGCAGGAUGGUGGGCGUUUGAUCAUGGGAAUAAAGGGGAGGGCUUCGAUGGGGGUUAUAAGGGCUGGUCUGCCGCGGCUGAUGCAACGAGCCAUUUGUUCUUCGCAUACCUUAGAUCGAUGUCGCCAGAGUCAGUUAAGGGCGUCAAUGGCAUCUCCACUCUGCCUAUCUCGCUGCAGAAGUUGGUACAUGAGACUGAGUACCCGCCAAUGACACCAACCCUCAUGCUGUACAGCACACCAAAGGUCGCCAUGAUUGUCGAAUCAGUGUCGCCAACCCCAUUCGCGCUACUCCGUCGCGCAAACAACUUCGUGUACAGAGAUGAGGAUCACGCUCUCCAGGAGUUCUCAAACUACGAUGAUCCCGUCAAGGCACUAUCGGAUGAGUGCAGAAGAGUUCUCAGGUCUAUUUCGUCCUCCAACCAAACCCAGGUCUCAAACUCAAAGAACUCCGCCGGGCUCAAGGAUGCCUCUUGGUCGAGGUUCGAGGACAUUGGAUUUUCCGGUGCCUUCGACGAGGCCGAAGAGGACCAAGAGGACCAAUUUAGCGCGAAGAGGAGAGAAAACGCGCAGAGCCUUCGAUCUGCGCCUCACUCAAAGACAAUGGAUAAGGGCCGACCCACAACCCCCUCAUGGGCGGACUUCCUCUCAUCUGGAUUUGUGGAUGAGAAGAUGAACAAUCCUACACCUCUUCUCCUCCCACCCGACAAGAUCCUCCCACCAAUUGAAACUUCCAGGGGACGCAGCUCGCAGUCGCACAGACCACGACUGGAAUCCGACCGCACGCUGGAGCCCGGAGAGCUUGCAAGCAUCACCAAAUUCGACCUCGACGAUUCCUUCUGGUGGGUCUGGAUCAGCAGUUUGGCUGGCGAAGAGACCGCCGAGCGCAAAGCGGCAUUCGGACGCUGCGCCCUCGUCGAGACCGUCAUUCCCCACGGAAAAUGGCUCGUCAUUGAGGAGCAGGUGAAGGGAGCUGCUCCGGCCCCCGAGGCGGGUGCUUAUAUGGCUGAGAAGAAGAGCCGAUUUGGCUGGACGAAGAGAGGGAAGGGUGUCUCGAGAUCGAAAUCGAUCACUACCAAGACCGAGGACAAGACUACCUUACACUCUCCUUUCGGCACCGCUCAAAGCACUGGCAGCAGAACCAACAUCGGCCCAGAUCAGUAUGCACGUAUCCAAGCCACGGCCGUUCAACUCCAGCAGAAGCAGCGCCAACAGGCUGCAGAGCAGGAGACCCAAGCCCGUCGCGGACGCGGAGAAUCUGGUUCAGGAGGCCACACGAAGACGAACAGCGUCCUCACCAUGCAGCCAGUGAUCAUGACUGAGCUCAGCCCCGCCAUGAAAUGGGCGCGCAAAUACGACAAAGACGCCGUCAGAGAGGCAUACCUCACCAACGACUCCACCGGAAAGGGUGCCCAAACAUACGGCAACGGCCACCUCAGGCCAGCCAACGGCGCAGCCGCUGAGCGCGACCUCCCCGCCAUCCCACCUACCGCAGCAGAGGACAUCAUCGCCCCCGCCGCGCUCCCACCCACUCCUCCCAAAGGGAACGCUGCGAUGAGCAACCUAGCCGCGGAGAAAGCCGCCGAGGUCGGUCUCCCAGUCGACGCCCACCCCGCCCAGCGUCCACGCCCCACCACGCCGCCGCUCAAGCGCAACCCAGCGUCGCAGAGCCAUCUGAUUACCCCCCCAAAGAAAACGCAGCAGCAGAGCCUGGCGCAGUUCCUCGAGACGACGGAGACGGGUAAUGGCACGGCGGCGAAGAACCCGGAGUCGCCUGACCAUAAUAAGCUUAAGAAGGCUGGUGGUGGGGGAUUCAAGAAGAUGUUUGGAAGGAACAAGAAUCGUGAUUCGUUCCAGUCUAAGCCGCCCUCUGCGGCGCCUGCCAAUGCUGCGGCUGUGGAGAAGGCGCAGGGUCAACUGCAGUCUGGUGGUGCGACGCUUGGACGCCGCUUCUCCGGCUUCAGGAAGAAGAGCCAGCAAGAUGUGUCGUCGUUCGGCAAGCCCGCUGCUUCGUUGACGGCGAGCCAGGCACCAGCGAGCAUCGCGGAGAGCGAAGACAGGACGCCCACCCAACCCCCUGAGAUCGGCGCGGCGCAGCAUGCGUUUGGGCAAGAACGCUCUUACAACCCAUCUGUCCAGGAAUCUCUCUCCCGCGUCGACACAGCGGACGCCCACGAAGCGCGCCAAGCAUUCUCAAGCUUCGACCAAGGCCCCCUCGAAGACGUGCCCGCUUUUGCACCUGAGGCAUCCCUGGAGGCGUCACCGAGACGCAGCCUUGAUAACGCUGCUGCUGCGGCCCCGACCGGGAAAUCUCCAGCUGUAUUGGCGGCGAUAGAGAAGUUGGAGAAGAAGAACCAGGCUGCUGUGCUUACGAAGGCGCCCAAGACCCCCGCGGGGGUGGGUAAGGUAGAGGUGGGGGAGGAGGAGAAGACGGUCAGUCCGGUGGGGGAUCGGUGGGCGCAGAUUAGGAAGAAUGCGGCGGAGAGGGCGGCAGCGAGGCAUAGUGAGGAUCAGAAGAGUGCGGGGACGGAUGGGGAUGGGGGGGAGACUAGUGGGGAGGAGACGAUUGAGAGCCGUGUCGCGAGGAUCAAGGCUAGAGUCGCGGAGUUGACGGGGAAUAUGGAGAAUGGCGCACCUACAGUCGACAGCCGACAGCCCUGCUCGUCGAUAAAGGGUCCCUCCUCCGCCUCUCUCUCUUGAGAGGGUUUAUAUAUACGGAACACCUUCGCCUGUAACGAAGCCUACUUUACAUACCCACCACCGACCUCAUAGUAUAUACGGCUGCGGGAUUUUCUCACAUACGUUUUUUCGUUGUUCGCAAGCAGACUAUACCACUGCGCGCCAUCUACGACGACUACCGUUGUCAUUGGAUGAACAACAUUCACAUACACAUACACACCGAUCUCAUUUCCUUUACUCCUGCGAUACGGAAGUUUACCCUCUCGUCUUCAUUUCAUGAUUGAUACCUAGGCCUCCUUUCACCAGCGAUCGUUUUCACAUCUCUCUCUUUCUCUGCGUGUCGUGCCUUUUUGUUGUUAAUACCAGAGUCUCUGUUUUCGUUUCUUUUUCAUUUGCUUGAUCUGUUUUUUUGUGGGGGUUGGGUGGUUUGUUGUAUGGCUGGGGUGGGAAGAUAUGUUUUGAAGGGG